GGGGGUGACUAUUCCAUGAGAAUGUUCGAUCAGUAGGUCCACGAGGCAUGGUGAACUGGAUUCCAUGUAAAUAUCAUUAUCCAAUAUACACCUUAACUGACAAUUUGGGAAAAGCAUCUCAUGAUCUUUGGUCGCCCUUCAUUGAUGUCGUACAUAAUAAGGACUCGAAUGCUAGUCCGAACGAGUCCAGACGGUGUUCAGCCAGACUAUAUAUGAGUUUACUUGAAAUAUAUAUACAGAGCGAACUGGCACUUUCUGAGAAGACCACUUGAGCCUCAAAAGGUUGCUUUCAUCGGACAAAUUACUACUCAACUAUCACUGUCGUCGCUAUUGUCCGACUCGUCCUGGCAAUCCAAGCUUCUCUCUGUCGCGUUAAUAGCGACCACCACAGCGACGAGGAACGCUAUGGGUAUACGCCAGCCCGUGGCGCAUGAAACUCCAG
Molecule: messenger RNA, 442 nt
Organism: Aspergillus pseudonomiae
Lineage: Eukaryota; Fungi; Ascomycota; Eurotiomycetes; Eurotiales; Aspergillaceae
Exons: 1
Coding region: 48-272 (74 amino acids)
Source: RefSeq, a predicted model, not a curated record